Molecule: messenger RNA, 1929 nt
Organism: Lactuca virosa
Lineage: Eukaryota; Viridiplantae; Streptophyta; Magnoliopsida; Asterales; Asteraceae
Source: the annotation of a GenBank genome assembly
UUAGGUUAAUAAUCAGCACUAGUUUGAAAUUGAAUAUUAGGUUUGUGGAUUGUAAUGAUGAUACAGUGAUUUGCAAAAAGCACAAUCACAAGCACACACGAUUUCUUUGUACUCGAUGUCUCGAUUGAUUAGUUGAAUUGUCGUCAUUCAUGAUUCAUGAUUCAUGGUUCAUGAUUCAUCAGCCUUCAAAUUCAAUCACAAAUCGCAUCAUUUGAUUAAACUCCCUUCUUCUUUUUGUCACUAUCUCUAUCUAAACAACUCACUCACACCAACUGAGCCAACGACACUACCAACCAACCAGAUCGUCACUGCCCACCACACUAUACUUCGCAAAAUCUAUAAACCCAUCUCCCUCUUGAGAUCUACAUUCACACACAGAUAGAUCCAGUGAAAGAGAGAGAAGAGAGAGAAACUCGACGGUGGUUACGAUGAGGGAACUGGCCACUGAGAACAUGAACGGCGCCUCGUCGUCACCAACGCCACCACCACCGCAGGCUCUGCUUGAAAGACUCAAAGAUUAUGGCCAGGAGGAUGCGUUUGCGUUCUGGGAUCAACUCUCUGCUGACCAACAAAACUUUCUUAUUCAGGAGAUUGAGAGUUUAGAUCUUCCAAGGAUUGAUCGAAUGAUUCACUGCUCACUUCAAUCACAUGGGCUACCAACAGCAGCCAUAGAACCAGUGCCAGAGGGUUGCGUGUCAACUGUAGAUGAUAGAAAGCUUGAAGAUAGAGAAAGAUGGUGGAACAUGGGAUUGAAAGCCAUUUCAGAUGGGAAAUUAGCUGUAUUGCUUUUAUCUGGUGGACAGGGGACUAGGCUUGGAAGUUCUGAUCCAAAAGGAUGUUUUAAUAUUGGACUUCCAUCAGGAAAGUCACUUUUUCAACUUCAGGCUGAAAGAAUUAUUUGUCUCCAAAGAUUAGCAACUCAAUCAAUAAACGAAGGUUCUGGUAAUAUUGUACCUAUACAUUGGUACAUAAUGACUAGUCCAUUUACUGAUGAAACCACACGUACAUUCUUUGAAUAUCAUAAAUAUUUUGGCCUUAAAUCUGAUCAAGUGACAUUCUUUUCACAAGGCACAAUACCUUGUGUUUCAAAAGAUGGUAGAUUUAUUAUGGAAUCUCCAUGCAAGGUGGCAAAAGCUCCUGAUGGGAAUGGAGGAGUUUAUUCAGCAUUGAAGCAUUCAGGAUUAUUAGAAGAUAUGUCUAUGAGAGGUGUCAAAUAUUUGGAUUGCUAUGGAGUUGACAAUGCUUUGGUUCGUGUUGGUGAUCCUACUUUCUUGGGGUACUUCAUUGACAAAGGUGUGGCUUCUGCUGCUAAAGUUGUACGUAAAGCAUACCCUCAAGAAAAAGUUGGUGUAUUUGUGCGACGUGGUAAAGGAGGACCUGUAACUGUAGUUGAAUACAGUGAGUUGGAUCAGUCACUCGCUAGUGAAAUUAAUCAAGGAACUGGAAGACUUCGAUAUUGUUGGAGUAAUGUUUGCCUCCAUAUGUUUACUUUGGACUUUCUGAACCAAGUUGCAAAUGGUCUCGAAAAGGACAGCAUAUACCACCUUGCUGAAAAGAAAAUCCCCUCCAUCCAUGGGCAAACACUUGGAUACAAACUAGAACAAUUUAUCUUCGAUGCUUUCCCAUAUGCACCUUCAACCGCCCUUUUUGAGGUAUUACGUGAAGAAGAAUUUGCCCCUGUGAAAAACGCGAAUGGGUCAAACUUUGACACUCCAGACAGUGCUCGCCUUCUUGUCCUCCGUUUGCAUACACGAUGGGUGGUGGCAGCUGGCGGCUUCUUAACACAUUCAGUCCCUUUAUAUUCAACCGGUGUUGAGGUUUCACCGCUUGUUUCAUAUGCCGGAGAGAAUCUUGAAGCAAUUUGCCGUGGUAGGACAUUCCAUGCGCCUUGUGAAAUCACAUUUUAGUUUUUUUUUUUUUUUUUUGGGA